Molecule: messenger RNA, 1423 nt
Organism: Vicugna pacos (alpaca)
Lineage: Eukaryota; Metazoa; Chordata; Mammalia; Artiodactyla; Camelidae
Gene: LAPTM4A
Product: lysosomal protein transmembrane 4 alpha
Cellular component (GO): lysosomal membrane
Source: RefSeq, a predicted model, not a curated record
GGCGCUCGUCACUCAGUGCGCAGGUGCGAAGGAUCUGGCUGGUCCUUGGGCCGGGGGCGGGCUUGAAGAAGCGUCGUUUGGUUUUGGACACAGUGACAGAGUUCUCUGGGUUCAGCCGCUGGGCAGAAAGCGUUUGUCGGCGGCCUGGCCAGGAACGAGGCCCACGAAAUUCUCGAUGGUGUCCAUGACUUUCAAACGGAGCCGCAGCGACCGGUUCUACAGCACUCGGUGCUGCGGCUGUUGCCAUGUCCGCACCGGGACGAUCAUCCUGGGGACCUGGUACAUGGUGGUCAACCUGUUGAUGGCAAUUUUGCUGACUGUGGAGGUAACACAUCCAAACUCAAUGCCAGCUGUCAACAUUCAGUAUGAAGUCAUUGGCAAUUACUAUUCAUCUGAGAGAAUGGCUGAUAAUGCCUGUGUUCUUUUUGCUGUCUCUGUUCUUAUGUUUAUAAUCAGCUCAAUGCUGGUACAUGGAGCAAUUUCUUAUCAAGUGGGUUGGCUGAUUCCGUUCUUCUGUUACCGGCUUUUUGACUUUGUUCUCAGUUGCCUGGUUGCUAUCAGUUCUCUCACUUAUUUGCCAAGAAUCAAGGAAUAUCUGGAUCAAUUACCUGAUUUUCCCUAUAAAGAUGACCUCCUGGCAUUGGACUCCAGCUGUCUCCUGUUCAUUGUUCUUGUGUUCUUUGCCUUGUUCAUCAUUUUUAAGGCUUAUCUAAUCAACUGUGUUUGGAACUGUUACAAAUACAUCAACAACAGAAACAUGCCAGAGAUAGCUGUGUACCCUGCCUUUGAAGCACCUCCACAGUAUGUUUUGCCAACCUACGAAAUGGCAGUGAAGAUGCCUGAGAAAGAACCACCACCACCCUACAUACCUGCCUGAAGAAAUUCUGCCUUUGUCAAUAAACCCUACACCAGCUUUUUGUCUUGUUUAUUUUCAGAAUGCUGCAAUGCAGGGCUCUUCAGACUUGUUUGAUAUAAAGUACAUUUUCCUUUGUUUAAGCAUUUAUUUUUAAACACUAACAAGCUUUUUGGACAUCUGUUAGAAUUCAGAGUUCGUUGUUGUUGUUGAGUAUAUUACAUUUAAAUAGUUUUUGAAGACAAUCUAGGUUAAGCAAGAGCAAAGUGCCACUGUUUGCCUUUGAUUGGGGGGUGGGGAGGGGAUACUCUACACAUUUUCUUUUUUAACUCUGCACUUUCUUUAUAUAAUAGUUUGCAUUUUGGUUAUUUGCUGCCCUGGAUACUUUCAGGAACAAUGAAUUAAAUAUUCAGGGUGAGUGAGCUGAGUAUAAGAUCUGGAGUUUUCAGCUAUGAAAACAGGAAAAAUAUGUAACAUUUUAACUUGACUGUGGAAGAGGAUGGUUGCAUGUUUCUAAUUUGUAUGUUUCCAUCUUUGUGAUAAGAAGCUUUAAUAAAUCUCUUAAAUAUU